UGUAAUUAAUAUAUAGGUACCUAUUUAUACCACAUUCAAUAAUACAAUAUCUGGUGGGGUCUGUAAACAAUUAUAAUGAUAAUACUUAUUUCUAUAAAUGCGUAUUCAGCCUAUUAUAUUUAAUAAAUCAUCAGCCAUCACUUUGAUUAGUUAUACAAUUAAAUACCUAAUAAAAUAAAAUAUAAUAUAUAGUUUUUUUUUUAAUUAGAUGACAUAUACUUAUACGUGAUAGACGUAGUAGAUCAAGGUCGUGGACAUUAAAUAAAGAACAAGAAAUGUUGGUAAUUGCCGUGAUCGUAUUAUUUCUAAGCCCGGUAUUUUGCGAGGUAGAGGUAAAAAUUACCAAAGGAAUUUUAAAAGGUCAAAUUUUAAAAUCAAGAAAUGAACGACCUUAUUACUCGUUUACUGGUAUACCGUAUGCAAAACCACCCGUUGGAAAACUUCGAUUUGAGGCUCCUGAACCAGUUGAUCCAUGGGAUGGUACAUUAGAUGCCACUAAGCAUUCAACCGCAUGUAUCCAAAAACAUGUUAAUAACAGUAGUGAAGAUUGUCUAUAUUUAAACGUAUACACACCAAGUAUUGAUGGUAAUUUUCCUGUAAUGUUUUGGAUUCACGGAGGAGCGUUUUAUUUAGGAUACAGUGAUUCGAAUACGUUUGGUCCAGAUUAUUUUAUGGAUACAAAUGUAGUUUUGGUCUCAAUUAAUUUUAGACUAGGCAUAUUAGGUUUUUUGAGUACCGAAGACGAUGUUAUACCCGGAAACUAUGGAAUGAAAGAUCAAGUUGAAGCAUUGCGGUGGGUUAAAGAAAACAUUGUUAAAUUUGGUGGUGAUCCCGAAAAAGUGACUAUUUUUGGCGGAAGCUCUGGCGGAGCGAGUAUUGGUUAUCACAUGUUAUCGCCAAUGAGUAAAGGCCUAUUUCACAAAGCCAUACUCCAAAGUGGUACUCCAUUAUGUCGUUGGAGUACAUAUCUACCGGGCGUAGCUCACGAUCGAAGUAAAAUUAUUUCACGUAUAGCUGGAUGUGCUGAAAACUCAUCUUCUAAUAACAUAUUAAAAUGUCUCAGAGCUUUACCGGAAAGAUUUUUUAGUGAUGUUUAUGAAAAACUUUGGGAAUGGCGUUCGUAUCCAAGUGUAUUAUUUUCGCCAGUAGUCGAGCAAUGUGAUUCGGGUCAGGAAGCGUUUCUUUGUCGUCACCAGCUGAACGAGUUCAAACAAGAAUCAUUUGUGCCGGCCAUUAUCGGACUAAACUCAGCUGAAGGCGGAAUGAUAGUUUCUUCUUUGUACAAUGACACUUCUAUUCAAUAUCCAGAAUUUUAUACAGAUUUUAAUCGCUUAUUUUCGAUCAUACUAUCACAUCAACAUUUUACACACGAUUUAGACGAAAUCAGUGAAAAUGUAUUAAAGAAAUACUUCCCAUCUGGAAAAAUUGAAGAUCAUUCCCAUUUAAAAACUGUAGAAAUGAUUACCGAUGGACGUUAUCUUCAUGGUAUAUUAGAUAUGGCUUUUAAACUGGCGUCACCAGUGUAUUUUUAUUUAUAUGACUAUCAAAAUGAAUUUUCAUUCAACACUUUAUAUGGCAAAUGUAAUAAAAAAUUAGGGAUCACUCACGGUGACGAGUUGACCAGUCUGUUCAAAUCGGACAUUGUAAAUCCUAGGAAAUUAAAUUUAAGAGAUACGGCGGUUUCAAAGCUGAUGGUUGAUAUUUGGACGAAAUUUGCUACAGAAAAGUUACCAACUAUUGAUGGUACAAUAAAUGGUACAGUUUGGCCUACAUUUGACUCACAGAGACAAUCAAUACUUCACAUAAAUUCAGAUCAUCCAGUUAUUAUACAAAAUCCAUUUGAAGAAAAGUAUAUAUUUUGGAAUAAUUUGCCACUUCUUUCUAAUUUUAAGAAAGUAAUUUCUAAAAAUAAACUUUCUCUAGGUCAUAUGAAAAAUGAGUUUGUUAUUUUGAUAAAGAUAAUGUUAUUUGAUUUUUUGAUUUUUAUUAUUUUAUAUCAAUUAAUAAUCACCAUGAAAGUACUUGGUAUUCUUAUGCUACUAGUCGGACUCGUAUUUGGUACGGAUAAUAUUUUGAACUUAAAUCAAGGAAAGAUACAAGGUAGUAUUUUUAAGUCAAGAAAUGGACGGGAAUUUCAAGCAUUCCAGGGAAUACCCUAUGCCAAACCACCGAUUGGAGACCUUAGAUUACAGGAUCCAGAGAAAGCAAAUUCGUGGAGUGAUAUUUUAGAUGCGACCAAGGAAAAACCAAUGUGCAUUCAAAAAAAUUUGUUCAUGUAUAAAACAUAUAACACACUUUUGGGUGCCGAGGAUUGUUUAUAUAUGAAUGUAUACACUCCUAAGGUCAAUAAAAAAGAUCAAAAUGACUUGCUACCGGUAAUGGUUUGGAUCCCAGGUGGAGGCUUCAGCUCAGGACAUGGAGGUUUCAGUUUAUAUGGUCCUCAAUAUUUGCUAGACAAGGAUGUCGUUGUUGCUUCUUUCAACUAUAGAAUUGGACCUCUUGGAUUUUUAAGUACCGAAGAUGAUGUAUUACCGGGAAAUUAUGGUAUGAAAGACCAAGUCUUAGCCCUGGAGUGGAUCAAAAGUAAUAUUGAAAAGUUUGGCGGAGAUCCGAAUAAAGUAACAAUAUUUGGUGAAAGUGCUGGAUCAGUUAGUGUUGGUUUACAUUUAUUAUCUCCAAUGAGCAAAGGAUUAUUUCAUAAAGCAAUAUUGGAAAGUGGAACUCCUUUGUGUCGAUGGGCUGUAUCUCCACCAGGAUGGGCUAAACGUAGGGCUGCAGCUCUAGCUACUAUUUCUGGAUGUCCUGAAGACUCAAAAAAGUUGGCUAAAUGUUUAAGAAAUAUGCCUGCUGAGUUAUUAGUAGAUCUACUCUACAAUUUAUUUGAAUGGAAAGUGUUCCCGGCAAUUCCUUUCAUGCCUGUUGUUGAAAAUUGUGAAAAUAAAACAGGGUUUUUAUGCAAAUAUCCUCUGACUAAUUUUAAACAAGAAAAUAAUGUUCCAAUUUUAAUGGGUAUGAACUCUGGAGAAGGUGGUCUUUUUGCUGCUAGAAUCUUUAAUGAAAAAUGUGAAGUUGAUCAGGAACUAAAGAAGAAUUUUGAUCACUAUAUUUCAUCGUUACUUAUUUAUAAAUACACGGCAAAGACAUCCGAUCUUCCCAUAAUUAGUAAAAAGAUAUACAAACGUUACUUUCCUAAAGGCACUAUAGAUAAUCCUUUAGAUGCUGUAAAAAUGAUUAGCGGUGCAAUUUUUCUACAAGGAAUAUUUGAAAUGGCAACCAAACUAUCAUCGCCGGUUCAUUAUUAUGUUUAUAAUUAUACAAAUGAGAUGUCAUUUAAUUCAUUUUUUGGACCAUGUAACAAGAAAUUAGGUGUAACGCACGGCGAUGAAAUGAUAAGUCUAUUCUUUUCUGAAGGACAGGCUCAAUUAAAAGGAGAGGAUCUCAAUGUAUCUAAACUUAUGAUUGACAUAUGGACUAGAUUUGCUAUCAAAGAUGACGAACUCACAAUUGAUGGUACUGACAAUGAAAUAAAAUGGCCGUUGCUGGAUUCCAAAAGUAUGCAAUAUUUGUUGAUCAGUUCAAGUAAACCUAUCAUAUCCAAGAAACCAUUCAUAGAAGAGUACAAAUUUUGGAAAAGUUUACCAUUAAUAUCAAAAAUUGAGGAGUCUGAAAAUAAUAUAAAAACUGAACUUUAAAAAAAAUAAUUUAAGCUUAUACAAACAUUUUUUUAAAUUUGUUAACUUAUAUUAAAUUAUUGAUAUAAAUUUUUAACAAAACUUUUGGGUUGAAAAUAUAAAAAAACACCCACAUGUUGGGUAUAUAAUUUUACAUACAAAUUAUUAAUUUAGAUUGGUGUUUCCUGAUCCCAAAUUUAAAAAAGGCUCAUGGGUGAUGUAAGUAAAAAAACUCAUCGUCCCUUUUAGGCUUUCAUUAAUCUUAUACCACCUCCCUCCAAUAAUUAUUUUAAAUUGGUGAUAAAUUUAUUUUUAUAACUAGUCAUUUAAUCAAAGUUUUUUAAUUCAAUUUAACAUUAUACAUAAUUUUUAUUUUUUAAUGAAAAUAUGUACUUAAAAUAUAAAUUAAAUUAGUAUAAUUUCGAUCGGUAUCAAAAUAUUUAUUAAUAAAUAUACCUAUUUAUUAUUAAUAAACUAUUUUAAUUAAUUGAUGAAUACAAUAUAUUAUUUAACGUACUUUAUUUAUUUA
Molecule: messenger RNA, 4200 nt
Organism: Aphis gossypii (cotton aphid)
Lineage: Eukaryota; Metazoa; Arthropoda; Insecta; Hemiptera; Aphididae
Exons: 18
Coding region: 276-3692 (1138 amino acids)
Source: RefSeq, a predicted model, not a curated record